AUGGGCUCAACCGAACCAGACAACCCAACAAACGAAAAUGUGACUGGUGAACUUGAGCAAUUCCUCCCAGCUGACCACAAAGCAUGGUACAAAAAAGGUCAUCUUGUCCGCCUCAACCUGAUUGCGUCUUCCCUUGUCCUAUUCUCGUCCUCUAAUGGCUUCGACGGCUCCCUGAUGAACGGUCUCCAGGCCCUAUCUCAGUGGAAUACCUUCAUGAACAAUCCAUCCGGAGCUUGGCUAGGAUGGCUCAAUGGUAUUUACUGGGUUGGAUGUUUCAUUGGAUACCCUUGUGGUGCGUUCAUUGGAAAUAAAUGGGGCCGCAAGCCUGCAGUGUACAUCGGCUACGCGUUGUUGAUCCUCGGUGUUGCACUACAAACCGCCGCUCCUAACGACAUUGCUUUCAUGAUGGCUCGACUUUUCCUCGGUGGUGCUUCCGCCUUCUUCGGCUCGACGACACCUCUACUGCUGAACGAAAUCGCCUAUCCGACACAACGCGGAACAUGGAAUGCUCUUUUCAUGUCAGGAUGGUACGUCGGUGGCUCUGUGGCCGGCUGGGUCACGUUUGCUACAAGAACCUACUCUUCGUCCUGGGCAUGGAGACUCCCAUCGCUUUUGCAGGCUUUGGUGCCAUUGCUUGCCUUGCCCGGAUUUCUGUUCUCCGAAGAAAGUCCCCGUUGGCUGAUUUCCGUCGGUCGUAAGGAAGAAGCCCGCAACAUUCUUGCAAAUUACCAUGCUGGCGGAGAUAUUUCGUCUCCUCUAGUAAAUUACGAAAUGAUUGAAAUCAGCUCUGCAAUCGAGGCCGAGCAAGAAGCCCACGACAGCUCUAGCUAUUUGGAAAUGAUCAAGACCCCCGGAAACCGACGCAGACUAUUUUGCUCAAUUACCCUAGGUAUCUUUGCUCAAUGGUCCGGAAACGGCGUCAUCUCCUACUAUCUUGCUCUCAUUCUUGAUAGUGUCGGCGUCAAGAGCGUGAAAGAUCAGACCCUUAUCUCUGCCUGCCUUCAGAUGUGGAAUCUAAUCUUCUCUAUCGUCGCUGGGUUCUUGGCCGAUAGAGUCGGCCGUCGUCCCCUCUUCAUGCUGUCGGCUGCGAUCAUGUUUAUCAGUUAUGUAUUGGUCACCGGUCUUUCAGGUGCCUUCGAUUCUUCGGGGAAUUCAGGUGUCGGGGCUGCCGUCAUCCCCUUCCUCUUCAUUUUCUUUGCUGGUUAUGAUAUUGCUCUCACGCCCUUUUUGACCGCCUAUCCCUGCGAAAUCUGGACUUUCCGCCUCCGGUCUCGUGGUUUGACUGUUACAUGGCUUGCAACAAUUCUCGCAAUCUUCUUUAACACUUUCGUUAACCCAAUUGCUUUGGCCGCUAUCGGAUGGAAAUACUAUUUUGUCUUCCUUGCCGUGCUGAUCGUUUUCGCAUUUACGGCAUACUUCUUCUAUCCGGAAACAAAAGGCUACAGCCUUGAGCAAGUUGCAAUUGUCUUUGAUGGAGAUGAUGCAGAGGUUGGAGACCCGUCGUCGAUGGUUGCGAAGACUUUUGCCAGUGAAAAAAAUGGUGCAAGUGCUCAUCAGGAAGAGGCGUAG
Molecule: messenger RNA, 1569 nt
Organism: Talaromyces amestolkiae
Lineage: Eukaryota; Fungi; Ascomycota; Eurotiomycetes; Eurotiales; Trichocomaceae
Exons: 2
Coding region: 1-1569 (522 amino acids)
Biological process (GO): transmembrane transport; carbohydrate transport
Cellular component (GO): membrane
Molecular function (GO): carbohydrate:proton symporter activity
Source: RefSeq, a predicted model, not a curated record